AUGCCAGACAAGCAGCCAGGCCUCCAGGACGGGGGGGGGCCCGAGGAGAAGGAGGCGCCGGCGUCUUCGGUGCCGGACGUCCCGGUCGUCUCCGGUGAUGGCGCGGGCCUGGAGCUCGAUGACUUCAGGAAAACAACACACAGCGUCAAACAAUCCACGAACAUUGAUGUAUUGAAAGGAAACGACAGCUCGGGACUGAGUGAGUCCGAGGUGUCCGUCGAGGUGGGGGUGGUGAAAACAGCUCAGGCCCCCGGACCUCUCGUGGUCGCUACGGCCCUGCAACCGCCGGAUCCCGAUAGGCUGCAAACACACAACGACUCAGACUACAGCAGCACAAAGUCCAGCCCUGGCUACACGUCCACUAGCUUCAACUCGGACCUCUGUGGCGACGAGUUGUCCGAGCUCGACGGGUCCUCGUUGGAGAAGGCCAACGCCGUCUCCACGGCCAGUUUGGACGACAAACACAGUCCUGACCUCAAACCAGUAGAAGGAACGUCUUUCUGCGACGCUUUCCACGACUUCUCACCCAAAGUCUCCCAGACGAGGGACAGCUUCGACGCCGGGUGCGACGAGGCGGACGGGGACGAGGACGAGCGGAGCGUCAGGUCCGGGCAGAGCGUGAAGGAGGGGGUGUGCGGCUGCUACCAGGCGAUCCACCGGGCCUUCCUGCGCUGCGUGGAGGAGACCCCGGCCAUGCUCUCCGGUCUGGUGCUGUCCCUGGCCUUCUGCGUGGCCAUCAUCGUCCUCAUCCCUGCCACAAGGGGGGAUCAAAUCAUGACCCACGUGGGCGCCCUGUCCGUGGUGUGCGUGGUUCUCUGUCUCAGCGCCGCCCUGCUCGUCUGUCUGCCCUGGCUGGCCACAGUGAGGCGCUGUGGGGGGGCCCUGGCCCUCUUUGUGUGGGGGACGCUUUACACCACGGCCAUAGUCUUCAUCUUCACCGGAGGACCUGUCACCACGUGGGAACAGGUGGCGUUCUUCCUCUUCCUGUCCCUGAGCGUCUACACGGUGCUGCCGCUCUCUCUGGCCUGGGCCCUCAUGGUCGGGAUCGGCACCAGCGUCUCCCACAUCGUCAUCAUCAGUGUGUACGUCCCUGUCACCAGCCCCGAGACGCCGGACCUGGCUGUGCAGCUGGUGGCGAACGCCGUCCUCUUCGUGUGCGUGAACUGCAUCGGCUUCUUCCACCUGUGGACGACCGAGCACGACCUCAGGAUAUCCAAUCAGAAGAGAGAGGAGUUCAGCGCCAUACGCUCCCAGAAGGAAGUCAGGAAAUAUCAGCAGGAGCAGCUCCUCUUGUCGGUGUUGCCACGCUACAUCGCCAUGGAGCUGAAGACGGAGGUGAUAAAGCGCCUGUCCAAGCCGAAGGGCGAUAAGGAGAACGAGUCCAACUUCCACAACUUCCACAGCCUCUACAUCCGGCAGCACAAGGACGUCAGCAUCCUGUAUGCGGACAUCGUCGGCUUCACCAAGCUGGCGAGCAGCUGCACCCCCGAGGAGCUGGUGGCUGUGCUCAACAAGCUCUUUGGCCGAUUCGACGACAUAGCCAAGAAGAACGGAUGUCUUCGCAUUAAGAUCCUGGGCGACUGCUACUACUGUGUGUCCGGCCUCCCCGACCCGAUCCCCACCCACGCCAGGAACUGUGUUCAGAUGGGGCUGGACAUGUGCACGGCCAUCAGUAAGCUGCGCGAGGCGACGGGUGUGGAGAUCAGCAUGCGUGUGGGCGUUCACACCGGCUACGUGCUCUGUGGCGUGAUCGGCCUGCAGAAGUGGCAGUACGACGUGUGGUCACAUGACGUUACGCUGGCCAACCACAUGGAGUCUGGAGGUCUGCCGGGACGAGUUCACAUCUCAGAGGAGACCCUGCAGUACUUGAGUGGGGCGUACCAAGUGCAGGUUGGGAACGGGGGGAGUCGAGAUUCUCUUCUUGACGGAAGAAAGACCUUCCUGGUGAUAGACCCUCGUAAACCGGACAUCAGCUCCAGGAAGAGAGAACCGGGGAACCGACAGUUGGAGCCCCGGCAGCGGGCCUCGGUGCGGAUGUCCCAGUAUCUCGAGUCCUGGAGGACGAUUCACCCGUUCGCUGACCUCAGCAACCCGGAGGCCACGCCCUCCAAGAAGACCGCCGCCCACGUCGUCACGAGCCAACCACAGCUCAACACCGAAAGACCUCCCUGCCAGAGCAACCCCUCCAGUUUUGUCGUGGAUCACGGAGUCAAAGGGUCACUGGACACACUGGACACUGCAGGGCGCAGAGCGAAGAAGCUGAACUGUUUGACUCUGCUGUUCAACGACUGUAGCCUGGAGAAACAGUUCCGAGUGUCGGAGGUGACGGGCCUGCAUCACUCCAUCGGCUGCGUGGCUUUGAUCUUCAUCACGCUCUUCAUCGUCCAGAUGCUCGUCUCCGAAAGGAACUUUGAGAUGGCCGUGUCGUACGGCGUCACCUUCCCGGUGAUCGUGCUGCUCCUGUCCAUCGCUUUCACCAGAUGCUUAGAGAAGUGGCGAUCCAAGAUGCCCGUGGGUAUCCAGUGGAUAUCGGGACUGUCCCGGGGCGUCUCCACCAGGGCGGCGCUCCGACUGUUCGUGGUCAUUCUGUGCGUGCUCAUCACCCUGCUCAUGGCGAUCCUCAACUCUUUCUUCUUGCCAGUAAACAGAAACUGCACCAACAUCACCAACAGGACGGAGCUGGAGGCUCUCAACCUCUACACCACGCCCUACUACCUGUACUGCUGCCUGCUGGCCAUGCUGGGAGUGAUCGUGUUCGUGAGGACGUGCCUGUCGGUGAAGGCUCUGCUGCUCACCCUGGCUGUGGUGGUUUAUCUGGCCGUCUUCCUCUACGUGUUCGAGCCGAGGUCCAGCUGCCUCGUGGACCUGCUCUACAACAACACAACGCCCGGAGUUCUGAAGGAUCCUCAGAUCAUGUCGGGGGUGUGGUUGGUCAUAUUCUACAUCGUGGGCCUCAUCCUGGCCAGACAGGACGAGCUCAGCUGCCGUGUGGACUUUCUGCUGGAGCGAUGCUUCCAGAUGGAGAGGGAGGAGAUGGAGACCAUGGAGAACGUCAACAAGCUUCUCCUGCAGAACGUCCUGCCGUACCACGUCACCUCCUUCUUCAUGGGCAAAACCGUGAGGAACCAGGACCUGUACAGCCAAUCGUACGACUGCGUGUGUGUGAUGUUCGCCUCGGUGCCUGAGUUCAAAGAGUUCUACAGCGAGAGCAGCGCCAACAGCGACGGGCUGGAGUGUCUGCGCUUCCUCAACGAGAUCAUAUCUGACUUCGAUGAGCUGCUCUCCAAACCCAAGUUCUCGUCGGUGGAGAAGAUUAAAACGAUCGGCAGCACGUACAUGGCGGCUGCGGGUCUGACACCUCCAGGCGAUGAGAGGAAGAAAUACGAGAUGUCCUACACUCAUGUGCGGGCAAUGGUGGAGUUUGCGUUCUCUCUGAUGGCCAAACUGGAGCUCAUCAACACACACUCCUUCAACAGCUUCAAACUCCGGAUCGGAAUAAACCACGGGCCGGUGAUUGCUGGAGUUAUCGGGGCUCACAAACCUCAGUACGACAUCUGGGGGAACUCUGUGAACGUAGCGAGCAGGAUGGACAGCACGGGAGUGUUGGACAAGAUACAGGUGACGGAGGAGACGGCGGAGGUGGUCCGGAGCAUGGGCUACGGGGUCACCCUCAGAGGAGUCGUCAACGUGAAGGGCAAAGGGGAGCUCACCACCUACUUCCUCAACACGGACCCGUCCUCUCCUCAGUUCUGAACCUGACCUACACUCAUCACUAGACACUGGGUCCACACACGAGCUGCUAAUGCUUCUUACUGGUUGAUUUCAUGAGCUGGGGCUGGCCCUGACGUAGCAGACGGGGGCAGCUGAGUGGAACAUGAACAGUAGCUGUGACUUCUGGGAGUUCACCCACGUCCGUCUGACUCUUCACAAACAUCCGCACCGACUCACCGCUGAUGAAGGUCGAACACCGAGGAGCUGCCUUUGUCUUUCGGAUGAGACGCUAAAUAAAAUCCAGUAGAAUGAAGAUACAAGACUUCAGGCUGGGGACUGACAGAAGAGAAUCGUUGAACUCACAGACUGUGUCAGUGUCUGUACUGUGUCUGGACUCUGUGAUGAACCCAUAUCCUGAAUGAUGCUCUUUUUGGGCACAUUUAUCUCUGAUGAUUCAGAAGCAUUGUCCACUUAUGAACCCAUGUUAGUGUUUAUGGUUAUUUUAUAGGAAAGUAAUGAGAAAUACCAAAGAUAACUGUUGUUUACACCUCACAUAAGCAAAAACUUCUCAUAUUAUUUACACAUUUUUCAACCUAUUCUGUUUUAACUUAGUUGCGAAAAGCGUUUAGGCCUAAACUCGGAUUUGAUUCUGAAUCUGAGAAUGUUUAUAAAAAUAUUCUGUGUUUUCAAACCGUUAAGAUUUAAAAUUUGAUUUCUUUAUCAUCUACACAACCUGACAUGAUGCUUCAACACAUUCACACACAGGCACAAUGAUGCAUCGAGCCACUAAACGUCAUAAUGCACAUUUGAAACUGCACUUUUUAAUUUGUUAUAUUUUUUAAUGGUAUUUCUGUAUUGGAAUAGUUGCACACAGAAUAUUUCCCCUUUCUUUUUAAAUACAUCCAUAUAUAUAUAUAUAUAUUUAUACAUCUACGAGGGGUGUUGUGAAGUGUGAAUGUACAAAGAGCUGUUCAGCACAUGGAAGUAUUUUUUUAUUUAAUUUAUAAACUAAUAAAAAAUAUAUCACUUAUGGA
Pleuronectes platessa (European plaice) is the source of this 4745-nucleotide messenger RNA. RefSeq names its product adenylate cyclase type 4-like. Gene Ontology annotation, molecular function: adenylate cyclase activity. Gene Ontology annotation, biological process: cAMP biosynthetic process; adenylate cyclase-activating G protein-coupled receptor signaling pathway; adenylate cyclase-inhibiting G protein-coupled receptor signaling pathway. NCBI's taxonomy places the organism in Eukaryota, Metazoa, Chordata, Actinopteri, Pleuronectiformes, Pleuronectidae. Gene Ontology annotation, cellular component: plasma membrane. The record is from RefSeq and is a predicted model, not a curated record.